Molecule: messenger RNA, 1168 nt
Organism: Metopolophium dirhodum (rose-grain aphid)
Lineage: Eukaryota; Metazoa; Arthropoda; Insecta; Hemiptera; Aphididae
Product: arylalkylamine N-acetyltransferase 1-like
Exons: 4
Coding region: 436-1155 (239 amino acids)
Molecular function (GO): N-acetyltransferase activity
Source: RefSeq, a predicted model, not a curated record
ACAUAGUGUUAAUCUUGUUAUAGUCACUUAUAGAUAACAACAAUAUUUUUUAAUAUUUGAAGUAUACGCGCAUUGCUGUUAAUUAAGAUACAUACAUUUUAUAUACCUACUGCGAGUAUGUUUAGUAGGUAUCUAUCAACAUAGUACGUAGGUAUUUACUACUAUAAUCAUAAUAGCAAUGUAUAAGAAUUAAUAUACAGGAAUUAAUACUUUUUAAUAUUUGCAGUAUACCAUAAUAUUUUGAUUUUUGAGAAAUAAUAUUAUAUAGGACAAUAUAUUUUAUAUUAAACAUUCGUUUAUUGACCAUAUUAUAUAGGCUAUAUAGGUAAAUGUAUAAUUACUAUACAUUAUAGUAUAAAUUGUACUUCAGUGUAUACAGGUAGUUACAGCUAGUACAAACAUUUCAGUACCUAGGUAUUUAUACUAAUAGAAAAAAUGAACAAGUCCAACAUAGAACAACUAUGUCCCAGCACUCUCAGCUACAAUAUCGUGCCAAUGUCUUCCAAUGAUAGACAAAUUGUUAUAGAGUUUAUAAUAAAAUAUUUCUUUCAACACGAACCAUUGAUAAUGUGUGCACAAUUAUUCAAGGAUAUCGAAUCAGAGGAAAAACUUCAAAAUUAUCUUUUCAGAACUUUGGAUAAUGGUUUAACUUUCAAAGCCGUGUCUAGGGUCGGAGAUUUGAUUGGUGUAAUUUCCAACGAAAUAAUGGCUCGAGAUAGUGAAGAACUGAGCAAUUGUAGCAGUGACAUCACGGAGGACCAAGAAGGCAGCGUUAAGUUCAAAGAGUUCAUGACACUUUUUAAAAAAAUUGAACAAGAAUCAGAUAUAUUUGAACGGUACCCAGAUGUAAAUCGAGUAAUGGAUAUUAAGGUUGUCGCUGUGAAUGAAGCAUUUAGAGGCCAAGGGGUGUGCAAAGCUCUUUUUUAUAAAAGCAAGCAGUUGGCAUUGGAAAACAAAUGCUCAAUGGUUCGGGUCGAUUGUAGUAGUCAUUUUUCUGCUGGUGCAGCAGAAAGACUUGGAUUUCAAUGUAUCUAUUCUCUGCAUUAUGAAGAAUAUAGAAAUAAAAAAGGUGAAGUGAUAUUUAAUACUUUGCCCCCUCACAAACAAUUUAAAGUUUAUGUACUACCUAUUGAAAAAUACUUGCAUACAGAUUAAUAUAAUAUAAUAA